Hyla sarda is the source of this 3038-nucleotide messenger RNA. RefSeq names its product gamma-aminobutyric acid type A receptor subunit gamma3 (gene GABRG3). Gene Ontology annotation, biological process: signal transduction; regulation of postsynaptic membrane potential; chloride transport. Gene Ontology annotation, cellular component: postsynapse; dendrite membrane; neuron projection. The coding region runs from base 1280 to 2623 and encodes 447 amino acids. Gene Ontology annotation, molecular function: benzodiazepine receptor activity; transmitter-gated monoatomic ion channel activity involved in regulation of postsynaptic membrane potential; inhibitory extracellular ligand-gated monoatomic ion channel activity. The transcript has 9 exons. Lineage: Eukaryota; Metazoa; Chordata; Amphibia; Anura; Hylidae. The record is from RefSeq and is a predicted model, not a curated record.
UACAGGCAAAAUCUCAUGAUCCUGCCUGCUCACAUAUAGUAACUUCACAUUUAUUUAAUUGUACUGAUGGAGUUUUGCAGGCUCUUUCACCCAUCAUUAAAGUCAUCUAUUAUAGGUCAUCUUCACACCUGGUGUCUGAAAGCAGCAAGAUGUGUCCAAGUCUACAACAGCAGUGAGGAGGAUCUUAUGUCACUGAAAGGGUUAAGAUUGUUCCAGAAGAAUGAACUUUCUGCUUGCAGUUUAUACUGCUCAGAUGCAACGGUAGCUAAUGAAGCAACAUAGUGCAUAGCACUGACAUUGUGAAAUCGUGUGUUUCCCUCAUAAGAAGAUGAUAAGAUUUGACGCAUACAACACCAAGAGCUGAUUUAUGGUCAUGUUAAUACAUUCUUGGUAGCUGUACGAGCCAAUAGAUUUUGUACUGAGCUGAGAUAACCAUUAGACAGUGUUGUACCUCUCGUAAUAGCCAAACAUUUCCUAGACUGUCAUCUGUUGGGAUAUGUAGAUUUCCAUCUCACGAUUGUCAUCCUCUGUGAUUUACAUCUGUCAACUUCUGUUCCCAUAGUAUCCAGCCAUGGCUCUCAUACUCUAUCACUCCUCCUCUAUUCUUAAGGAUCAUUUCCGAAAUGCAAGGACAGCAAGUACUGUAUGACUGGAUCACAUGAGUGGUAAUGUACUGAGUCCAAGUCUCUAGCAACAUGCAGCUUGCACAUAGUGACACUGUUUGCUCCUGUUAUUGGGAUGCUCUUUUUAGAGAGUUAUUUUUGCUGCCUGCGUAAGUGCACAUGUUGCCAUUAGAUUCCUCGAAUGCAGAAUAUGGUGCUGGUGGAUUUAAACCCUUAUAUUAUCAUACUUGCCUACAGUGGAGGGAGUCAGACUUCAUCGCUUUGAUGCCUGUUGGAAGUGAAGGUUUUAUUAGGACUCUUUGAAAAUAGGUGUGCUUCAUCCCCCGUGCCUUGUGCUUGACUGCUUUUGGAUCGGCAUUUGCAAUAUAUUGUACAUAUAGUAAGUGAAGCAGGAGAGGCUGCAUUACUUGAAGCUGAGCACAAUUACAAUAAAGGUGCAGGAUCUUUUCUCCAGAUGUAACUAGCACUGAUCUAAGGAGCCUGCCUUGUUCCCUCUUUUAGAAGCACUUAUGUCAGUGCCAUGUGAAUCUAAAAAAAAUAGCCAUUUUGCUGUACUUUGAAGAAAAGGAAUCUAUGCCGUGGAUAUUUUUUUUUUUUUUUUGUAUAACUGUUUUUUUUUUUAAACUAAAUUGCCUCUGUUUGCACCCACUGCAGUCAUGUCUGCUAAGCUCUGCUUAGUGCUUUUCCUCUUAUUGUCAGUUUUCCAAGCCUGUUCCAGAAAAAUUGAAGAUGAUGAAUAUGAAGACUUAGCAUUAAACCAAAAAUGGGUGCUGGCUCCAAAAACUCAAGACACAGAUGCCACACUGAUCCUCAACAAGUUGCUGAAGGAAUAUGACAAGAAACUGAGACCUGAUAUUGGAAUUAAGCCUACAGUUAUCGAUGUGGACAUAUAUGUUAACAGCAUUGGACCAGUAUCUUCAAUAAACAUGGAAUACCAAAUAGACAUAUUUUUUGCUCAAACAUGGACUGACAAUCGUCUCAGGUUCAAUAGCACCAUGAAGCUUUUAACUCUCAACAGCAAUAUGGUUGGAUUAAUAUGGAUUCCAGACACAAUUUUUCGGAAUUCUAAAACUGCUGAAGCUCAUUGGAUUACAACUCCAAAUCAACUUCUACGAAUAUGGAAUGAUGGAAAAAUUUUGUAUACAUUAAGGCUCACAAUCAACGCUGAAUGUCAAUUACAACUGCACAACUUUCCCAUGGAUGAGCAUUCGUGCCCACUCAUAUUUUCAAGCUAUGGUUAUCCAAAGGAAGAGAUGAUUUAUCGAUGGAGGAAAAACUCAGUAGAAACGGCAAAUCAGAAAUCAUGGAGGCUUUAUCAGUUUGAUUUUAUGGGCCUUAGGAAUACUACCGAUAUUGUGCAAACAUCAGCAGGUGAUUAUAUUGUCAUGACUGUGUACUUUGAUUUAAGCAGAAGAAUGGGAUACUUCACUAUUCAAACAUAUAUCCCUUGCAUAUUAACAGUUGUGUUAUCCUGGGUAUCAUUCUGGAUAAAAAAAGAUGCCACUCCAGCAAGAACAGCAUUAGGUAUCACCACUGUAUUGACAAUGACAACAUUAAGUACCAUAGCAAGAAAGUCCUUACCAAGAGUUUCAUAUGUCACCGCCAUGGAUCUAUUUGUGACAGUCUGUUUCUUAUUUGUAUUUGCGGCACUUAUGGAGUAUGCAGCGCUUAAUUAUUACUCGAGUUGUAAAAAGCCGAGAAGUAAAAAGAAAAAAAAAUCGAACUAUUCUGCACUGGAUAUGAGACCUCCCCCAACUGUCAUCACUUUGAACAAUGCCAUGUACUGGCAAGAAUUUGAAGAAGCAUGUGUCUAUGAGUGUUUGGAUGGUAAAGACUGUCAAAGCUUCUUUUGUUGUUAUGAUGAAUGUAGAUCAGGCUCAUGGAGAAGAGGUCGGGUACAUAUAGACCUUUUAGAAUUGGACUCCUACUCCAGAGUGUUUUUUCCAACAUCAUUCUUGUUAUUUAACCUUGUAUACUGGGUUGGAUAUCUCUACCUAUGAAGACUUAUAUUGUGAAGACUGCUUUUAUUUAAAUUAUUCAUACAAAAAAACCUAAAGGAUAUAAAAGACUUUCUUCAUACUGACCAGGAAAUUCUUUGGAAUACGUUUGUUGAGGACAAAGCAAGAACAAGGACUCUAUUUAAAGAGUUUAAUUGUGAAAUGUUAUUACUAAUGCCUAAAUACUUUUUAUCACAAGUUAAGGCUUAUACAUUCUUAUAUACUAAAAUCUAUAUUUGGCAUAGAAAAUUAUACUGGAAAAGUACCAUGAAAUUAUAUUGUAAAUUAAAACUGAACAAAAAUACCACAACAUCCUUUUAUUAAAAGUAUCUUUAAUUUCUAUACAAUUCUAUAUAAAAUAAAGAACAUUUUUAUCAAAAAGCACAAACAAUUUUGGAAGUUGUUUUUUUUUUCUAGA